CCUUUUCUUCUCCAUCAUUUCUUUCCCAUUUCAAUCAAAACAAAAAUUAUUCGUUUUCAGUAAAGCGAAGGUAAGAUCUGUUAAGUGAAGAAGAUGUUGGCCAUUUUCGACAGCCAAUCGGUUCCCUCACCGCCGGAGCUUCAGAGUCCGGCGUCAUUUCGCCUCCCGACGGUGAAGCCCAAGCUUCCUCGAGAAAUUAUCAACCAUUUCGUCACUUCUGGUGCUUGUGGAGCUCUGUCAAUGUCUUUUGGGAAUGCGGCGUCCAUAGCGUUCGAUCCAUCUCGAUCUCACUCUGCUCACCAUCAAAUGUUAUUUUGUGGAUUAGAUGAAAUGUACUGUAUGUUCAAGGGGAGCUUGAACAACUUGAGCCGGUUAAACAAGCAGUACGGGCUUUCAAAAGCUACGAACGAAGCCAUGUUUGUGAUUGAAGCUUAUCGAACCCUAAGAGACCGUGGGCCGUACCCGGCCGAUCAGGUUCUUAAAGAACUUGAAGGCAACUUCGCCUUUGUGGUUUUUGACCGGAAGGCCGGCACUGUAUUUGCAGCUCUGGAUGCGCGUGAGGGGAUGAAUCUGUACUGGGGCACUGCCGGUGAUGGCUCUCUUGUAAUUUCGGACAACUUGGAGGUCAUUAAAGUUGGAUGUGCCAAGUCAUUUGCUCCAUUUCCACCCGGUUGUAUGUUCCACAGUGAGAGAGGGCUAAUGAGUUUUGAGCAUCCGACAAAGAAGAUGAAGGCAAUGCCUAGAAUUGAUAGUGAAGGAGUUAUGUGUGGGGCCAACUUUAAGGUUGAUGUCCAAUCAAGGGUUCACACCAUGCCACGUGUUGGAAGUGAAGCCAACUGGGCAACCUGGGGAUCACAUCCUUGAUUCAAAUUAUUUCCUAUUUUACUAUAUAUAUUAUUAAUUUCUGGUGACUUGAAAUUGGGAGAUCCUUUGAUUUUUCUUUUUGAAGUUUUUAUGUUGGGGUUUUUGUACAUAUUUUUAUAGUUCCGGAAGCUUUAUUUGGACUUCAGAGUUUUCUGUAAGUUUCGAUUAAUGAAAAAGCAAAUGUUUAUCAUUUUA
Messenger RNA from Benincasa hispida (wax gourd), 1059 nucleotides. RefSeq names its product stem-specific protein TSJT1-like. NCBI's taxonomy places the organism in Eukaryota, Viridiplantae, Streptophyta, Magnoliopsida, Cucurbitales, Cucurbitaceae. The record is from RefSeq and is a predicted model, not a curated record.